Molecule: messenger RNA, 2048 nt
Organism: Aegilops tauschii subsp. strangulata
Lineage: Eukaryota; Viridiplantae; Streptophyta; Magnoliopsida; Poales; Poaceae
Source: RefSeq, a predicted model, not a curated record
CGCUUGCUCUCCCCACUCGCUCGCCCUCUCCUCCCUCUUCCCCUCCUUGGAUCCGCCUCUCGCCCGAGCGCCAUCGCCGCCUCUCACCUCGCCCCACCGCGACCACUGAGCUCACCAGCCGCGCUGCCGUGUCCAUCACGUUGGCCGUCGUCCGCUUACCCGACCACCCACGCGGGCCGGGAGCCACCGGAGCGCCCGCAGCGCCACUGUCUUCCUCCUCGGUCCGCCGCACGCUGUCGAGGAUCCCGGCCACCUCGAGCCUCCCCCGCGCCCGCUUUGCUCGCCUACAGAACCGCGAUGACGGAUCCCAGGAGCCAGAUGCCACCACCGAUAACUACUACUACCCCGAGGGUGCCUACUACUACGUGGAGGCCGUCGCCGACCAGGAGUAGUUAGGAGGCUCCCAGAUAAGAGGUCUUGCCUUUUCAAUCGUUGUUGAUGUUUGUGCUAGCCUUCUUAAGGUGGACUUGUUUACCUUAUGUCUGUACUCAGAUAUUGUUACUUCCGCUGACUCGUUUGUAUUAGAGCUUAUGUAUUCGAACCCUCGAGGCCCCUGACUUGUAAUAUAAAGUUUUUAUGACUUUAAUUUGUGUUUAGAGUUGUGUUGUGAUAUUUUCCCGUGAGUAUGUGAUCUUAAUCGUGCGCAUUUGCGUGUAUGAUUAGUGCACGAUUAAGUCGAUGCAUCACACUCUCCUAACAAAUAAGAAAGGUACAUGUAAAUUUGGGUGACUGGGACAAUGACAAGUACAUCAAAUUUCGGUGGAUUUUGCAACAAGUUACAAAAAGGUAUCGAGCUCUAAAAAAACAAACACCUUAGACCUGAACAUGACAGCACAACAGAGAUCAUUCAUGCGUGUGUGUGCAGUAAUUCCAGAAAAAAUAAUUAAAAAAGGCAAAAUAGUAAGUCAUCCCAGUUAAUCACAGUACAAAAAUCGUGGGAACAAAAUAAGAACACGGCAGGGAAUUUGGGGCUGCAUCAAUUCCAGAUCGGUUCCGGGACGGUGACCCAUACAUUUCUCCGUGUCUGUUCAAGAAUCGGAGGGGUUAAGUGUCGAUGCCGACGGCUCUAUUUAAUCACAACCGCGGCCGUGCGUCGGCAACAUCUACUCGCUACUCGAUUCGUCGCGCGGGUGGGGAGGUAGCUCACUCAUGGCCAGGACCGCGAUGGGUCGCCGCCGUCGGCCGCAGGCGUCCCGCUGCGACGACCGGAUCAGCGCCGUCCCCGACGAUCUCCUCCUUUCGGUCCUGCGCCGCCUCGACAUCCGGACGGCGCUCGGCACCGCGGCCCUCUCCAGGCGCUGGGCCCGCCUCAACCGUGAGCUCCCAGUCCUCAACUUCAGUGUCGAGGGCAUGCUCCCGCCGCGCUACCACCGAUGGGUCCAGCUCCGCCGCGGCAUCGGGGGAGCUAUUUUUUUCCAGUACGAAAGGCACGCAAUGACACGGGAGCUCAUGCCCAACAUCACAAGGUACGAGCGCCGCGCCAUGCGCGCCCUGACCAGGUCCGUCGAGAGCUUCUUGGGCACCGUCGCUCGCCGGAGGAGGGUCAGCAGGCUCAGGAUGGAGUUCUUCGUCGCCCCACAACACCGGCUGCCUGAACCAGCUCGUCGCGGAGGCCAUCGACGGUUGGGGGCUGGACGACCUCGAAGCUGUUGCUAAGCCAAUCUACAAUCAACCAGGAGCAGUCCACAGCUUUGGCAGAUUAAGCUUACUUUUAGAAGGAAUUUUUCAGAGAGCAUGAUGGAGGACUGGCUCCAACUAGUGGAAAUUGUCCACAGUCUAGUGCUUUUUGAUGAGCCUGAUGCUUUAAUUUGGCAAUAUGAAAGUUAUGGGAAAUACUCCAGCAGCUCUCUCUACCACAUAAUUAACUUUAGAGGGGUCAAACCUAUUUACAUCCCUGCUGUCUGGAAGUUACAUGUCCCCCCUAAAAUUCAUGCUUUUCUAUGGUUGGUUUCUCAUAACAAAAUCAUGACUAGAGACAAUCUCAGAAAAAGGCAGAUCAUUAAACCUUUGUAUUGUGUUUUUUGCUCUAAAGAUGAAACUGUUCAUCA